CACUACCAGCAUGGGUAAGGCAAAACCACCUAGAGGCAAGAGUACAAGGAAAAGGUGCAACGGCAGCAGGAGAGAGGGGAGAAACGUACGACUACGUAGUGUCAGACUGACUUCCGUAUCGUUAGGUUAAAUUCCAUUCCGUUAACUUCUCGCUCCGCCAGGUUACCACGAGCAGCAGCAGGAACGCAACACUGGGUAGAGAAUCGGGAACGCAACUGUCAAGGCAGAAACCUCUCUCUCUCUCUCUCUCUCUCUCUCUCUCUCUCUCUCUCUCUCUCUCUCUCUCUCUCUCUCUCUCUCUNCCUCUCUCUCUCUCUCUCUCUCUCUCUCUCUCUCUCUCUCUCUCUCUCUCUUAGAGAAGCAAGAUGGAAAACGGUGUGAAACGGAAGCUGGAGGAGGGGCCUUCGGAAUUCGAACAGAAGGUACGGAGAACGGUAUUCCUAGACGAGAUUGCUCCACAAGUUACGGUAGCCAUCAUGCAGAGUGCGCUUUCCCAAUUUGGAAAGGUGACGAGUAUGAAGUUGGUCAACCAUCCCCUCGAUCCCCUCGUCCCUCAAGGGUGCGCUCUCAUCGAGUUCGCGAACGAGGAACAAGCAAUGCGCGUCGCAGCAACCACUCGCAAGAACCUGUUGAUGGUCGGCGGCAUGCCUCGCCCUGUCCGUGCCCGCAUGGCCUCUAAGUACAUGUUCGACUCCGCGGAGGUCGAGCGAUCGAACCUCCACCACCACCACCAAAAGCAGCAACAGAAGAAGAAGCAGGAGAAGGAGGAGGACGAGAAGGAGAAGGCCAAGCAGGAAGAAGAACGAUCGAGCAAGUGGAAGUUGUCUGUGCUAACACUGGGUGAUGCAAAGAGAGACAAGGCAGAGAAACUAAAGCAGGUGAGAGCGAGGCAGGCGGCAGAGAUUAAGAUGCUUCUAGAAAAGCACGAGGAACAGCGCGCUGAGCUUCAUAAACGGCAGGAGAGUCAUUGGGAGGACGAGUUUAAGAAACUGGACGCGAUCAACAAGGCUGGGAAACAGCACGGUGUGGACGAAUUGCGGGCUUUCUUCGGCAUGGGCCCACAACAGAAAUAGUGAUUCUGAGAACUGCAACUUGAAACGGAAAAAAACAAAAAAAAGAAAAAAAGUUCUGCUUGUGAGAGCACAAUGAAUGGAUGAAGGGCAAUCUCAUGAUCACGAUCACUAUGCGGGCAUCCUCCCCGUCCCCCCUCCCCGUUCCCCCUCCCCGUCCUCCUCCCCGUCCCCCUCCCCGUCCUCCUCCCCGUCCCCCAAUGAAGGGAAACGUUUGUGGUUGGGGAAAGGAGGAAGAGGGAAAAGAGAAAAGAGGAACAGAUGGGGGAGCAUUAAAAAGGAGGCAGGCAACCUCCCCUCACGAUGAUGAUGAUGAUGAUGAUCAUGAUGACGACGAAGAGGAAGGGGAGGAUGGAGAGGAGGGACGGGGAGGAGGACGGAGAGGGGGGACGGGGAGGGGGACGGGGAGGGGGGACGGAGAGGAGGGGGCGCGGGAAAGCAAGACGAGACGCAGGUAGAUUGAUGGAGGGGAAAAGAAAAGUCAGUUUAUGAAAAUAGAGAGCAGUCAAUGCUGUGUGUCAGAGCAGACUUGAAAGGAAGGGUCCUAAGGCCCUUAAAAAAGAAAAAAAAAAGAGGAAAAAGGAAAAAAAAAAGGGUCAACACGGUGCAUCAGCGCAGCUGAUGUAAUGACAUUACUUGGCGGGAAAAGGAGGAGGAGGACGCGGGAAAAAGAACCGGACGGACGCGGGAAAAGGAUAAGGAGGACGCGGGAAAAGGAACGGGACUGACGCUCCCCAGAAUGGAAAAGGAGAAAGGAUCAUACGGUCCGGUUUUCUACUUUGGUUAAAAAACAGAGCAACACGGAGCAACACGGUGUGCAAGAAAAAGGUAAUACGGCGAAGGAAAUGGAGAGGUAGAAAUAGAAAUAAUAGUAAUACUGUAAUAUAUUCAAUCGAUUUUUUUAUAUCAGGUAAAAACCUAGAUUUUUUUAUAUCAGUAAAAAACAUACAUAAAG
Molecule: messenger RNA, 2025 nt
Organism: Chara braunii
Lineage: Eukaryota; Viridiplantae; Streptophyta; Charophyceae; Charales; Characeae
Source: the annotation of a GenBank genome assembly